Messenger RNA from Astrephomene gubernaculifera, 1284 nucleotides. The record is from the annotation of a GenBank genome assembly. NCBI's taxonomy places the organism in Eukaryota, Viridiplantae, Chlorophyta, Chlorophyceae, Chlamydomonadales, Astrephomenaceae.
GCCUAAUUGUUCUGCGUAGACGCUGUUAACGUACGCUGAAGGGAUAAAAAUACGCUGAAAGGGAUACCUGUAAACGGGGCUGCCUCCGUCAAGACUGCCAUUCUGCGCCGUUAAGACUUAACCUUUUUGUUGAUUCGAACUAUUCAAUAUGGGUGACGACAACCCUCCCCCUGAAGCCUAUCCGCGUGGCGUGCGGAGCUUGCGCGACUCCCAGACUGGAGAACGAAGUCGCGCCAAGCCGCCAACAAUGUCCGAUCCAGAGUUUGCAAAGACUGCGAAGCCAGCAGGUCCGGUGCAGCUUACGCGCGAGCAAGUGUCAAAGGCCUACGACAUCCUUGAGGAGCAGCGGUUUGGUCCCUACAUGAUGAAGUAUGGUCUCGUAGGCUCAGCGGGCUUGGUUGCGGCCACCUACGUUUACGGCUUCUUCCACCUCGCUCAGAAAAACCGGGAAGCCUGGAUGUCCAGCUUCCGCCACCGCAUCCUCAUUGUGGGCCCUGUGCUAGCCGCGUACGCCACCGCCAACAACAUCCUGCCCAUGCCCUUCAAGGAGCAGCUGGAGGGGCUGCUGGGGCGCCGGGCCAUCUCCCUGCCCGACCUCAUCACAGCGAAGCAGGUCGUCAAGCUGUCGCAGGACCUGCCGCUCAGCGCCCAAGUAUAGAGCAGCAGCUGUCGCAGCGGCAGCAGCAGCAAACAGCAGCAGCAACAACACUGGCAAAUGAAAGGAGGGUGCAUUUUCAUCCUGCCGAGUCACGCAUGCGAAUGCCAUGGAAUGGUGAUUGCGACGGUCCGGGGAGUGUUUGACGCAUAUACCCCCACGCUGCGGUUCGCCAUGCCAUCUGUAAAGGCGCGCGCUUGGUUGUUAGGCCAGCGCAUAGUCCGGGAUUUAAGGAAAGCAGGGAGUAAGAGUUAGCGCGCGUGUUUGGGACUUUCACGUGUUUACAGUAGGGUUUUACAUUCCUGGUAGAACAUCUUUAGGGGAGCGGCGGGAUAGAUGGAUGUCGCCCGAAGGUGGUAUUGCCGUACGACUACACUACGUGCAGGUGUGAUGCAGGGCACGGGUAGGCGACGCAUUAAGUGCUGAUGGCCGGACAAAUCAAAGGGUAGACGCAUGGAAGCGAGCCGCUGGGAGGAUGUGUCCGUGGGGGUUGCAGGAAUGGGGUUUCAUUUUCAUCGUCAUCAGACCAGCGUAGGAUCUUACAACGCAGCGUGCGGUUGUCUCAGCGUUGUCCACGGCAAACGUGUGGUAAACCAUUGCCCUCUGCCCGUUUUACAACCUCCCGACUA